This is a messenger RNA of Aplosporella prunicola CBS 121167, 962 nucleotides long. RefSeq lists its product as uncharacterized. The transcript has 3 exons. Gene Ontology annotation, biological process: protein histidyl modification to diphthamide. Gene Ontology annotation, molecular function: diphthine synthase activity. The record is from RefSeq and is a predicted model, not a curated record. NCBI's taxonomy places the organism in Eukaryota, Fungi, Ascomycota, Dothideomycetes, Botryosphaeriales, Aplosporellaceae. Bases 56 to 910 code for a protein of 284 amino acids.
CUCUCUCUACCUCUCUCUUCCGCACCAGCAUUCGCGCAUCCCUCUUCUUUCCACCAUGCUCUACCUCGUUGGACUCGGCUUGGCCGACGAAAAGGACAUCACCGUCAAGGGUCUUGAGAUUGUCAAGAAGGCCGAGCGCGUCUACCUCGAGGCCUACACGGCCAUCCUGCUGGUCGAGAAAGAGCAACUGGAAGCCUACUAUGGCCGGUCCGUCGAGAUCGCCGACCGCGAAAUGGUCGAGUCGUCCAGCGACACGAUCCUGGCCGACGCCGACAAGGUCGACGUCGCCUUCCUCGUCGUCGGAGACCCGUUCGGUGCCACGACGCAUACGGACCUGAUCCUCCGCGCCCGUGAGCUGGGCAUCCCUACCCAGGCCGUGCCCAAUGCCAGUAUCAUGACCGGAAUCGGCUGCACCGGCCUGCAGCUCUACAACUUCGGCCAGACCAUCAGCAUGGUCUUCUUCACCGACAACUGGCGCCCCUCGUCGUGGUACGAGAAGAUUGUCGAGAACGCGAACAUCGGCCUGCACACCCUCGUCCUGCUCGACAUCAAGGUCAAGGAACCGAACCUCGAGAUGCUGGCUCGGGGCAAGAUCCGGUACGAGCCGCCGCGCUACAUGACGGUCGCGCAGUGCGCGCAGCAGAUGAUUGAGAUUGAGGAAGAGAAGGGCCUGGGUGUUUGCGCAAAGGAUGCCCUCGCUGUGGGUGUCGCGCGCGUGGGUGCGCAGGACCAAAACAUUGUUGCUGGCACGCUGGAGCAGUUGGCCGAGGCGGACCUGGGCCGUCCGCUCCACAGCCUGGUCCUGAUUGGCAAGAACACGCACGAUCUGGAGAGGGACUACCUCCGCGCGUUUGCCGUGGACCAGAAGGUGUUUGACGAGGCAUGGGCAAAAAACCACGGUUCGCAAUGAUGACAUGCUAUUUAGAGCUCUGCGUAGAAAGUAAAUAAAUACAUGUACCUGC